UAAAUUGUCCAUGAGAGGUAACUGAAUGAACUUAGAAAGCCCUAGCUGGUAGUAUAAAACCCUAAUGUUCAAAAUGACCCUCUUGCUAUUGCAAACAAGAGGAAGAAAGGGCCGAAAAGAUGCAGAUAUUCGUGAAAACCCUAACCGGAAAGACCAUAACUCUCGAAGUAGAGAGCAGCGAUACAAUCGACAAUGUCAAGGCCAAGAUCCAAGACAAGGAAGGAAUCCCACCGGACCAGCAGCGGUUGAUCUUCGCUGGGAAGCAGCUUGAAGAUGGCCGAACAUUGGCUGAUUACAAUAUCCAGAAAGAAUCAACCCUUCAUCUUGUUCUGAGGCUUAGGGGAGGAAUUAUAGAGCCUUCUCUCAUGGCUUUGGCUCGUAAGUACAAUCAAGACAAGAUGAUCUGCCGCAAGUGUUAUGCUCGUCUGCAUCCAAGGGCUGUAAAUUGCAGGAAGAAAAAAUGUGGUCACAGCAACCAGUUGAGGCCUAAAAAGAAGAUCAAGUAGACUCUGAUGCAGAUUGCAUAUGGGGGCUUUGAACAUUUAAGUGUUAGAUCUGUUAUUUUACCUUUCUGGUUGAUUGAAAUGUCAGUUUUGGAUUAGCAAUUCUCUAUAUGUUCGACCUUGACGGAACGCUGUUAAAUGUUUAGCUGUUAUUUGGUUUUUGAAAUUUUCCCAUCCAUGAGUAUCACCCUAUAUUGCUCUAUCCGAAUCUCAUAUUCAUCUGAUUAGUAAUAGGAAAAUUCAUUGUUUAGUUUCCAA
Messenger RNA from Manihot esculenta (cassava), 761 nucleotides. RefSeq names its product ubiquitin-60S ribosomal protein L40. Gene Ontology annotation, molecular function: ubiquitin protein ligase binding; structural constituent of ribosome; protein tag activity. The transcript is spliced from 5 exons. The coding region runs from base 120 to 506 and encodes 128 amino acids. NCBI's taxonomy places the organism in Eukaryota, Viridiplantae, Streptophyta, Magnoliopsida, Malpighiales, Euphorbiaceae. Gene Ontology annotation, cellular component: cytoplasm; nucleus; ribosome. The record is from RefSeq and is a predicted model, not a curated record. Gene Ontology annotation, biological process: protein ubiquitination; modification-dependent protein catabolic process; translation.